AUAUAUAUAUAUAUAUAUAUAUAUAACUCUUCUCGCUUUCCUCUUUUUAUUCGGCGUUUCCUCUGCCGGACGCGAAGCAGAGGGAAAAUCGUAUUGAGUGUUUUUGAGCGACUAGAUCGUCUUCCAUGGCCUCUAGGCGGAUCAUCAAAGAACUGAAGGAUCUGCAGAAGGAUCCUCCUACUUCUUGCAGCGCAGGCCCUGUGGCUGAAGACAUGUUCCAUUGGCAAGCUACAAUAAUGGGUCCAACGGAUAGUCCUUAUGCGGGGGGUGUUUUUCUUGUCACCAUCAACUUCCCUCCAGAUUAUCCCUUUAAGCCACCCAAGGUUGCUUUCAGGACCAAGGUUUUUCAUCCAAAUAUCAACAGCAAUGGAAGCAUUUGCCUGGACAUCUUAAAGGAACAAUGGAGUCCUGCUUUAACUAUUUCCAAGGUGCUGUUGUCAAUUUGCUCCCUCUUAACUGAUCCAAACCCAGACGAUCCUUUGGUUCCUGAAAUUGCCCAUAUGUACAGGACAGACAGAACCAAGUACGAGUCCACAGCGAGGAGCUGGACCCAGAGGUAUGCAAUGGGCUAAGACAUGUGAAAAGUUGGAGGUUCCUAUGUCUACGAUGGCUGUAUUAUUUACAAGAACUAAUUAUUUAUAACAUCGAACCGAAGUAGUACUCUGCUUGUGCCAUUUGAUCCUCUAAAAGACUACAUCAAGGGAAGUUGUUACCGCACAAACUCAUCACACUCUUGUUGUAUUUUGUUGUUUGUAUCAUUAUAUGAUAACUGUGUUGGAGUCUAUGGAAGAAUUUCCCUUCUCUCUUA
This is a messenger RNA of Zingiber officinale, 808 nucleotides long. RefSeq names its product ubiquitin-conjugating enzyme E2-17 kDa-like. Gene Ontology annotation, molecular function: ubiquitin conjugating enzyme activity. NCBI's taxonomy places the organism in Eukaryota, Viridiplantae, Streptophyta, Magnoliopsida, Zingiberales, Zingiberaceae. Gene Ontology annotation, cellular component: nucleus. The record is from RefSeq and is a predicted model, not a curated record. Gene Ontology annotation, biological process: protein polyubiquitination. Bases 126 to 572 code for a protein of 148 amino acids. The transcript has 5 exons.